This is a messenger RNA of Porites evermanni, 2600 nucleotides long. NCBI's taxonomy places the organism in Eukaryota, Metazoa, Cnidaria, Anthozoa, Scleractinia, Poritidae. The record is from the annotation of a GenBank genome assembly.
AAAUUGUAUUGUAACGAAUGGUAUCCAGCUGCUGACCAACUGGUGUUCGUAUUCAUGGCGUCCCUUUCAGAGGCAGAAGAAGCAUUGCGAUCAACGAAGCAAAAAUCUAAUUUUCAGCGCUUGACAAGGCUUCUGAUGCGCGGUGGUGCAGUGCUUUUAAGAGAGGUAUUCGACUCCAUUCACAGCCCCGCCAACCUUCCCACAACGCUGAGUGACCCUUCAGUAAAAGGACAGCUGAGGAGAGCUAGACUUACCAGUCCAGAGUGGAAUUGUUUGAGCCCUUCCCCAGGGGUAUACGGAAAGUCGAGUGAUUUUGAUAUCAGUUUAAUCUUCAAGCUGCUGAGAACAAUAUGCAACUUGACCACUCCCCCCACAGGAUGGGACAGCCUACCAAACGACUUCGACCAUAGCCUUGAAGCAGACCUGGCACGAAUAAAAUAUUAUCGCAAUGAAGUUUAUGGUCACAGCAACAAUUUGGAAAUUCCUGAUGAACAGUUUCUUGACCUCUGGGGGAAAAUCAGUGAAGCGCUGUUGAGGAUUGCAGCACACCUUUGCCCCGAAAAACAAAACAACUGGAAAGAUGCCAUGGAGAAAUUCCUACGUGACCCUUUAACGCCAGAGGAAGAAAGAUACGCCGAAGAACUAGAGCUAUGGUACCAAAAAGACAUCGACAACACAAAAGUGUUACGAGAACUUGUUCAGGAAGUCAGAGAACUACGGGAGGACACAAGAGAUCAGCAAGACGGUCAGUUUAAGAUUCAACUUUUAAGUUAUUAAUCUUUUCGCCUUGGCUACGGGUCGAAUCUGAUUUCGGGUAAAUAUUGAACGAUUAAUAUUAAUCAAUGCUUUUCUCAAGCGACUUUGUUUUCAUGUAAGUGAUUUAGUUCGCAAUUAAUGAAAAGGUAGAUCUUUGCACAUCAGAUACCUCGUCUUGGAAAGUCUAACCGAUCCUGUCAGAUUUGCAGACAUCACUUUUGGGAAAAUCCCACUGCCACUUUUGGGAAAAUCCCACUGCCAAUUUCGCUAUUCACCUAAUACCCUUUCGCAGAGUCUGGAAGUACAUUUUCGGGAUCCGGAAUUUGACUAACAUUCGCUGCGGGAUUGGCGACAGCGCAAAAUAUCUUAACGGGAUUUGACUGCUACAUCAAAAUGUGGGCGCAGGAUGCGGGAUUUAUUGCCAGUCUGUCGGGAAGUCGCCCUAGCGGCAAAUGCGAAUCAAACAGGCGAGCAUUCAGUGGUGUCUCCUAUGAAAGCAAACAACAAAACUUGAUAGAGAAAAGAAAAAAUUUAGGAAAGAUCGAGAGCAAUAAAAGAGGAAUGCAGUCUAAAUCUUUGCGGUAAAUUGUUAUACUAGCACUACUAGGACCCCUUGACUGGGCGACUUGUAGCAAAAUCCAUAAAUUCAAGACAUUAUGAAAUGAAGUUGAGUGUUACAUGAAUUUCUUUAUUUAUGGCUGCCAUGAAUGUUUGCGCAUAAGUAUCUUAUGUUCAAAGUGAACUGUACUCAUUGAAGAUUAAUCAAUGGCUCUAUCGAUUUUCCAACAGCAAUGCUUCGGCUUGGGAUGGUCAUCGAAAGCUUCGUUCAGUAUGGAGUGGUGGUCGCCCCUGGUGAAAUGCACAGAAACCAACAGGAAAUUCCAGCAGAGGUAGACUUAUGGAACGUUAUCGUAGCUUUCGAACACCCUUUCAGAUUACUUUUUGGAUAUCUAGGGAAUACUUUGAGUGCCUUUAUUGAAGACAUUGAACUGGGAAGUCUAUCGAUAACUGUUAAAUGUAGCUCACUGCAGAUCCUUGAAGGAUUGUGGGAAGAUUACGUCAGUGGUCACCUUAAUCAAGUGGUUCAAGAAACGCUGGUGACAAAUGAGGUCUUGGAAAACCUUGGCCUCGAUGACGUGAAGCUGAAAGUGUUCAUUUCUGAGGAGGAGUAUCGAAACGGAAAACGGAUCCUCACGGCCGAGAAUUCAGGUUUGCACUGUCUUCGGAGACCCAGGGGCAGAUAGUGGAAGCGAGGAAAAGUCUAAAUGGGGGGAAGAAAUUGAUGCGAAGAAAAGUAAAGAAUGUUCUUUACUUUUCUUCCCGCCAUUUUUUCCUGCCCGUUUAUAGACUUUGACUUUCCCCCACUAUCUGCCCCUGGGUCUCCGAGGAUGGCUUUGUACAUAUGCAUGGGAAUUCCGUAACUGGGCGUGACCUUUAGAUUGUUUUAAGUAAUANCAACAGCAAUGCUUCGGCUUGGGAUGGUCAUCGAAAGCUUCGUUCAGUAUGGAGUGGUGGUCGCCCCUGGUGAAAUGCACAGAAACCAACAGGAAAUUCCAGCAGAGGUAGACUUAUGGAACGUUAUCGUAGCUUUCGAACACCCUUUCAGAUUACUUUUUGGAUAUCUAGGGAAUACUUUGAGUGCCUUUAUUGAAGACAUUGAACUGGGAAGUCUAUCGAUAACUGUUAAAUGUAGCUCACUGCAGAUCCUUGAAGGAUUGUGGGAAGAUUACGUCAGUGGUCACCUUAAUCAAGUGGUUCAAGAAACGCUGGUGACAAAUGAGGUCUUGGAAAACCUUGGCCUCGAUGACGUGAAGCUGAAAGUGUUCAUUUCUGAGGAGGAGUAU